AGGCUCAGACGAAUCUAAAAGGUCACGGGUACCAGAUUACAGGUGAGACUGGGCACAGGUAAACACAAUGACCAGCAUAGAAGCUUGGAAUAGUACAGACGGUUUACCAAGACAAUUUCUAUCAUCUUUAAGAACUUUAUUUGAUAUAUUAGAUGAGAAAAAAUGUGGUUAUGUCAGGCUUCAAGAUAUUGAAACCAGAUGGCACGAAGAAGGCGUGAAAGGACUUCCAAGUGGAGUUACCGAUGCACUGAGAAAAGUCGUCCCUCCAAAUGGUUAUCUAAGCUUCGAACGCUUUGUAUCUGGACUAAAAUUAGCACUGUUGACAAGUAAAACCAAACCAAAUAGCAAUCCGGUCAAUGAAAAGGAAAACAUUGAUCACAAAGACAACCAAAGAAAUAAACUUCCAAGUCAGGGCACAUCAAAUUCAAAUUUACAAUACAGACAGCGCCAUACUAGACAAAAAUUAACAAGUACGUCACUGUCACCAGACCCUGUAAAUUCAAAGAAAGAUUAUGAUGAAAGGACGAAUCCAAAUGUCUUACAAAAUUUGUCAAACCAAAGACCUCAAAAUAUUAACCCAACUGCCACAGUUCCGCCAAAUAAUGUACAUGGUCACAUUCCAACUCAAGCAUGGAAAAAUCCUUCAAAUCGUGAACAGAAGAGUGAAAAAUCAUAUCGUAGGGAAGGAUAUCAAAGUGCACAAUCAGGGCCACCUCCAAGACCCGAUAGAUCUCCACAGAAGACCCAGUCUGAACUGCCUCCAAAGAUUCCCCCGAGAGGAAACACAAGUAAAAGGAUUAUAAGUGAACUUAAAAAUUGGCAGCAUCGAAUGCAUGGAAUGCAGCAAUCUAAAGACAAAUCUACAGUUGAUUCAAAGUCUCCUGAACAAAGUUCUGCUCAGAAUGAAAUAUAUGUAAAUAUUGCCCAGUUAAAUGCAUCAGACCACGGUCCCACUACUUCUAGUCAUCCAUCCAGUAUUAAGAGACGAGAUUCUGCAAGACGACAUACAUUAUCAAGUGGAGUAGACGCUAACAUGAUAAAAAGAGCGAAGCAGUUGGAUGAAGAAAAACAAAUAUUAAUUCAGGGAUUAGCCAUGAUAGACAAAGCUCGUCUAUGGUAUCUGAAACAAAUUAACUUAAUGGAAGAAAAACAGAAAUAUGUCAGCAAAACUUCACAUAAUGACUACAAUUUAGAGGCAAUGCAAGAAAGAAUGAAUUUUGAGAAAGCAAGAAUAGCUGAAGUGAAUCAUCAAAUAAAAACUCUAGUUGACAGUAGUGAAAAGGGUUUUCCUCUCCAUAUGAACCUAGCUAUGACCUCUACAAAUCAUCAGUUACAAAGUACAAUUAAAGUUGUCAAAGAUCAGAAUAAACAGUUAACAAAGGAAAUCAGUCAUAAAAGUGAUAAAAUCACACAACUUGAACAAGAAAAGGCACAGUUGAUUAGAGAUCUGUUUGAAGCUCGCUCAAGUCACAAAACUAAUUAUGAUGAUACAACAUUUAUGUAAUUUAAAUAUAGUUGCCUUACAUCUAAAUGUAGCAAGGUCCAAGUGCAGCUCAAAUAAAUUAAUUUAGUGACUCUCAUAAAAUUGGAUCUCAUAUUUUGUGACCCUUUAAAAUCAGGAUACACAAGUGUCAGUCAUGUUUCAAAGAUAGGAAAUGGGAAUAAUAUUGAAAAAACAUCUUUCCUGCAAAGAAUUACUAUUUAUACAAGGGGCUUAGGUAGGUGAAGGGUCUGGGUUUAAGUUUCUUAUUAUGACAGAUACCCAUGUCUGAAAAUGUUUUUUUCUGUAACAGUUAUACUUAUAAUGUUAUAAGGAAUAUUUUUUUACAUUUUUUAAUUAAGGUGGUACCUAACACUACA
This is a messenger RNA of Mytilus trossulus (common blue mussel), 1860 nucleotides long. Its product is annotated as suppressor APC domain-containing protein 2-like. NCBI's taxonomy places the organism in Eukaryota, Metazoa, Mollusca, Bivalvia, Mytilida, Mytilidae. The transcript has 6 exons. Bases 68 to 1504 code for a protein of 478 amino acids. The record is from RefSeq and is a predicted model, not a curated record.